GUGUCUCCUGAGCGCCAGAGGCGGGGGGAGGCGGAGGACGAGGAGGAGGAGGAGGAGGAGAAGGAGGAGGGGGAGAAUGCCCGGAGCCUCCGCCGCUGCCGCCGCCGCCGCCGCGAUGCUGCCGGCUCAGGAGGCUGCCAAGCUGUACCACACCAACUAUGUGCGGAACUCGCGGGCUAUCGGCGUGCUGUGGGCCAUCUUCACCAUCUGCUUUGCCAUCGUCAACGUGGUGUGCUUCAUCCAGCCCUACUGGAUCGGCGACGGCGUGGACACCCCGCAAGCCGGCUAUUUCGGGCUCUUCCACUACUGCAUUGGCAACGGCUUCUCCCGGGAGCUGACCUGCAGGGGCAGCUUCACGGACUUCUCCACGCUACCCUCGGGCGCCUUCAAAGCCGCCUCCUUCUUCAUCGGCCUCUCCAUGAUGCUCAUCAUCGCCUGCAUCGUUUGCUUUACCCUCUUCUUCUUCUGCAACACGGCCACCGUGUACAAGAUCUGUGCCUGGAUGCAGCUCACCUCCGCUGCCUGCCUUGUACUUGGCUGUAUGAUUUUUCCUGAUGGCUGGGAUUCAGAUGAAGUAAAACGGAUGUGUGGAGAAAAGACAGACAAGUAUACUCUUGGGGCUUGUUCAGUCCGCUGGGCAUACAUCCUGGCUAUUAUUGGGAUACUGGAUGCCCUGAUCCUCUCAUUUCUGGCAUUUGUCCUUGGUAACCGACAAGACAGCUUGAUGGCAGAGGAACUGAAGGCAGAAAACAAAGAUGAUGGAAAUGCUUAACCUGAGGUAGUGUGAGACCACACCAUUUCUGCUAAGCCAAUAUUCUCUAGAAUGAGCACAAAACAAAACCAAUCAAAUAACAGCUAAACAAAUCAAAUAACAGCUUUUGUACAUCAACAUCAAGAAGGAAGGCGGUUGGAAGAGCUCAGAGUACAAGAUGGAUAUGGACAAGAGUGAAACAGCCACUGGUCAAAACACCUUCUAAAUCUAGAUCAGCAGAGAUGAGAGUGUUUUCUGGGAAGAGAUAAAACCAUGGAUAAAACACCAGCUCAUUGGAAACUGUCAUUGAAUAAGAUCAGAUAACAUUCAUGAGAAAUCACAUUCAGGAAAUCUUUUAAGGAAGAGGAAUAUAAAUGUGCUAGAAUUAACAUGUAAAAUAUCUAUGUCCUGAGGUUUGUAAACUGUCUUUUUUUAAUCAAACUGAAAACAAAAAGCUUUAAUCUUUCAACAUUAUUUUAAAAGAAUGCAGCCAAUCCUAAAUUAUUCCAUCUCAGUAGCCAAGAGGCCAGUCAAGCAUCAUUUGUGGAGGAAGCAUCUUAGUAAACACUUCUGAAUGUUCCACGGGAGUGUUGGUUGCCAUCUCUGCCAUUCAUUUAUUUCACUGUGUAAUUAGUUACAACCACUGAGAUAGAGACCUAAUGCUUCACAUUUUUUACAGUCUGUGUUCAGUUCAAUCUGUCCGUACAAGUUAUUACUGAGAAAGUGUUUCUGACAUGUACUCUUACUCCAUCUAGCUGUAUAUUACAAGAAGGACAUCUUUACAUCAUAGGUUCCCAAGCAAUGUAGGUUUCCCUGUCUUUCAGGAAAUAGCAUCCAGAAACUCUGAAAAAUAUAGAAAGCUCAUGUUCACCUUGGAUGCUCACAUGUAAUAUAUAGGCUGCUAUCAAAUAAACACUUUUUCUAAUUCUCCCUAGAAUAUGCAUAGGACUUUAAUAUACUUUAUAAAUAGGUAUCUAAGAUAUCUCCUUUUGCUUUCCUAUUACUUUCAUCCAUGUCAUCAAAAAUCCAUGUUCAUUUUUGUCCUUACUGACAGGCAUUCAUCUUGCUUUUUAAAAGAGUCAUUCCAUGAACCCUAUUUCUAAAUGAUAGUAAGUGGUACUAACAAAACAAAUAAUAAUUUAAUAGCCUUAGAAAUAAAUGAAUAUAUACUUAUACAAGUCAAAGAAACUUGGUAGGAGUAAGUUGCCUUUUUAUUUACUAAUGUUGCUUUCAAAAAUAGUCAAAAAAAACUUUCAGUUGGUUUGCAUUUGGGAGUAGUUACAAAUGAUCACUUGUCUUCAACAAUCUUUGGCUCCCAGGUUUCCCCCACCACUGCCCUCACCACAUCCCGCCCAUAUGCAACAACAGGAAAAUAUUUAAUAUUGAAGUAGACACAGCUAAAAUGUACAUCAGAGAAAUCAGUGUAAGUUGAACCAGGUUCUAGCCUGAGCAGAAAGAAUGGGUAUAUGGGAUCUCUCCUUCAGAGGCUCAAAAGUAAGAUUAAAUCUGCAAAUAUCGCUGGAACAGAUGGAAGGUGAUGUAAGAAGGGAUAGAGAUCACGGCGAAUUCUCUUGCUAUUUCUCUUUUAGGGCCAUAUUCCUAUUUUAGCCAGAUGUUUCUGGCACUAGCUGUCUUUUCACCAUAAGCAGGUUUAUGUUUCAAACCUGUUAUAUAUUACAGCUAUGCUCCAAUGAAUGAAACCUAAUUCACAAAGAUACGAAUUUUAAAAAAAAAGACACAAAUUACAGUAAAACUUAUUGCUAACUGAAGUAUUAGCUGUUCUGGAAGUUAUCUGUUGCUUUAAAAUUAGCUCUCCCACUGCAUUUAAAAUACACUUCUUACUAAAUUUAAUUACACACAACUUUUCAAGAAUCCAUCUUUUAUUUGAAGGGAGGUACCUCUCUGCUUUAUCUACAAAAAAAUUAGAAAGUAUUUAUUGACUUUCUCUGAUCCAUGUAAAUUACAGAUUCCAUUGGGAGUCCUGCAUCACUAAUAAUAUAAUAGUGAUGGUUACAAAAAUGAAACAGUGCUUCCUAGCCACAUGCAAAUGUUUUUAAAAAGUUUUAUUUUCCCAUAAAAACUGAGUAUAAUUUAGCAUACCACAGUGCUCUGAAAGUGGGUCAUCGACGAUGUACCAUUUGUACAUAGGUAAUACAUGUGUAAAUCACUAAAUGUUUAAGUAUAAGAAGUAUGUUUUUAUCUUUUUUUAAAAAAAAAAAAAGUUACUCCCUUUCUCAUUCUGUU
Molecule: messenger RNA, 2995 nt
Organism: Condylura cristata (star-nosed mole)
Lineage: Eukaryota; Metazoa; Chordata; Mammalia; Eulipotyphla; Talpidae
Gene: LHFPL3
Product: lipoma HMGIC fusion partner-like 3
Exons: 4
Coding region: 77-772 (231 amino acids)
Biological process (GO): sensory perception of sound
Cellular component (GO): plasma membrane
Source: RefSeq, a predicted model, not a curated record